Molecule: messenger RNA, 1362 nt
Organism: Ophidiomyces ophidiicola
Lineage: Eukaryota; Fungi; Ascomycota; Eurotiomycetes; Onygenales; Onygenaceae
Exons: 3
Coding region: 1-1362 (453 amino acids)
Cellular component (GO): nucleus
Molecular function (GO): histone methyltransferase activity; protein binding; zinc ion binding
Source: RefSeq, a predicted model, not a curated record
AUGGUGAUUGAUUUGACUACCGAGUCAGUGUUAAAAGAUAAGCCACCUCAAGUCGCUCUAAAGGCAACUCAAACGCCCACCCAGAGACGCGACGUAUUCUUUACAGCAUUGCGGCAGAAAGGAAUUCAUCAUGAGGAAAAACUUAUUGCCUUAAAAUCAUCUCUUCCAUUACGAAAACCAUCACCGAAGUGUACCGCUGGAAAUUCCAUCUCAUCCAGAAAUUCAUCCAUCUCAUUGAAGAUUGAUAGUGGUCGCUUGGGUCGAAAACGCCGACUUGAAAAUUUACUGGAAAGUCCCUCUGGCGCUUUUUUGCUAUCUUCCCUACCUGAGCAUCAUGGUCUUAGCAAUCACUUCUGCGUCGAUGACGUGAAGAAGACAGCUUCUGGCAUGUACCCCAAAGCUAAAGCAGUUAAACGAGAGUCAGUUAAACUUCACCGUGGUUCUCAGGAAUUUCAACAUUUAUCUCUCGCCACUCAAAGCAACCUAGUUUUGCAGGAGCUCUAUGGUGAAAAGCUUGCAUCUAUCAAGGGUCCUCCUGUCGCUUUUACAAGUGUCCAAAACACACGCAAAAUUGACUUUAACUUUGAGUUCAUCGAGCGCUAUAAAAUACACGAAGAUGUUCAGCAAGUUGACUCCAAUUUUAAUGCCGGGUGCUACUGCUUGGGGAAGACUUGCAAUCUUGAAAAUUGUUCCUGCCUCUCUUUUGCGUUGGGUAAGGAGCAGGUAGUCAUUCCCUAUAAGAUGGGAAAGAAUGGCGUCGUUGUUUUGCACGAGGAUUUUAUGAAACGCACACUAAUGAUUUAUGAAUGUUCCUUUCUGUGUAACUGUGCCAGUAGCUGUAUGAACAGGGUUGUUGAUCGGGGGAGGACAGUGCGCCUUGAAAUAUUUCAGACAGAAAACCGAGGAUUUGGACUGAAAUCACCUGAUCCAAUUCAAUUUGGCCAAUAUAUUGAUUCCUACUGUGGGGAAGUAGUGACAAAGUCCACGGUUGCUCGCCGCGAAAAAGCUUUUCCAAACGGGGGUGCCAGCUAUUUCUUUGAUCUGGAUUUUUGGGACAAUGAUGAAGCUUAUAUUGUUGAUGGAAAAAAGUUUGGUUCUAUUACUCGGUUUAUGAACCAUUCUUGCAAGCCAAACUGCAAAAUGUUCUCAGUCUCCCAUAAUCAUGCCGAUGAUUCCGUGUUUGGGAUGGCUUUUUUUGCAUUAUAUGAUUUACCCCCUGGUACAGAGCUAACUUUUGACUAUGACCCAUCUUGGGAACAGGACAUCCAAGGAGGAAUGCAUGAAGUGAACCCAGAAGCAACAAAAUGCUUGUGUGGAGAAAAGACCUGUAGGAGAGUGCUUUGGACAUAUCAGAGAGGCUGA